ACAAGAUCGGUUUUCCAGCCACAGUUGUUCUUGAUGUUCGCAGCCGUACUUGUGAUGUUCUACUGUGUGGAUCAUUUCACGAAGGGCCAGCUUGACUUCGAUGAUGCGCUUUUUUUGACCCGAAACUCGUUCAAAGAGCUCAAGGACACGUAUAUGCCACGGGGAAUACACGUACGUCACGACGGUUUGGCCAAUCAGACGUCGUCUACGAUAUUCAACGUCGAUCUAGACUAUCCGUUGAAUAGUGUGGUGAAUUCUUUCUUCCCUAUCGAUGCUCUCAUAGCUUUCAACACAACCAACACUACACACAGUGUAGACACUAUGGGUGACGACCGGCACGAGAUCACCGCCCGGUACGCUUCGUUUCUGCCAAUUCUCAACUACCACAUGAGAAGACAGUACAAAAUUCUUCCUACAAAUGGCUGUAACAAGCUGGAUCUAAACCUCAGCCACAAACAGUACAAGAAUAAAGUACUAAUCGUUUUGCGCGGCGAUUGCACGUUUGUAGAUAAGGUCUCCAACAUCUUGAACCUGGGCCUAGACCCGGCUGCCGUCAUCGUAGCCAACGACGAACCAUACAGGGGUUUGGUGACGAUGUUUCUGGCCAACUUCAAUCAGGAUGGUCUGCUUAGAAUUCCGAUCAUGUUCAUUACUAAUGAAGAUUAUCAUGUGUUGAAGAAGUUGUCUGUAAAGGAUGUGCCUGAUAUUACUUUGGAUCUCAGCACAGCCUCGAUAGGCAGCUGGUUCAGCAUAAUUGCCUCUAUGGUGUUAUCACCCCCUCUCCUAAUCAUCAUCUUCUACUCCAUCAUCAUCUGUGGCCAGAAGUUGAAGCGUAGACAAGCCAACAUCCGUAAUGCUAAGCUUGUGAGAGAACUCCCUGUCUACAUAUACAAUGGUAGCCAUCUUAUCCAUGCUAAGUAUUUAAGCACAUAUUUGAAGGUAACUGGCCAGAGCCAAAGUCAGGGAAAGAGUCAAGAUCAGAAUCAGAAUCAGAAUCAGAAUAAUACCCAGAACAUUAUUAACUUUUCUGAUUCGCCGAAACAAUCACCAUCGUCUUCAUUUGCCUCGCUCGAUCGCAUUCUCGUGAACGGCAUAGAUAUUCGCGCCUCUGCCAACUCCCUCCAUAUUUUGACAGCUCCUGAAAACUUCUAUCCAGCCUACAAAUGCUCUAUAUGUCUUGAGAAGUAUUCUCCGCUCAAAUCACGGGUGCUUGUAUUAGAUUGCAAGCAUAUCUACCACGAGCGGUGUUUGUCCAACUGGUUGAUCAACUUCAGAAGAAGUUGUCCCUUGUGCAAUGUCAUGAUAAAUCCGUCUACGGAGCCGUAUCUUCUUGCUGGACAAGACAGUUCAUCUUCCGACUACGGCAGCAUGGAUGAAACCGACUUGGAGGCACAAUCCAAUCCU
Messenger RNA from Scheffersomyces stipitis CBS 6054, 1404 nucleotides. RefSeq lists its product as uncharacterized. Gene Ontology annotation, cellular component: cytoplasm. The annotation marks the transcript as partial. The record is from RefSeq and is a predicted model, not a curated record. Gene Ontology annotation, molecular function: ubiquitin protein ligase activity. NCBI's taxonomy places the organism in Eukaryota, Fungi, Ascomycota, Pichiomycetes, Serinales, Debaryomycetaceae. The transcript has 3 exons. Gene Ontology annotation, biological process: ubiquitin-dependent protein catabolic process.